This is a messenger RNA of Trachemys scripta elegans, 1658 nucleotides long. RefSeq names its product cis-aconitate decarboxylase-like. The record is from RefSeq and is a predicted model, not a curated record. Gene Ontology annotation, molecular function: lyase activity. NCBI's taxonomy places the organism in Eukaryota, Metazoa, Chordata, Testudines, Emydidae.
AUGAAGAUACUUCAGCUGAGUGGCAGCAAACUUGCCUCUACCUAUCAUUUCCUGUACCGCAACUUGGCUGAUCCUUGCCUCGUUCUACCUAUCCCCACAGUGCUGGAGAGGACUGCUGCAGAGGAGACUGUGACCAGCAACUUUGCAUCCUUCAUCCAUGGAGUCCAGCCAGAGCACCUGUCUGAAGUUGUUCGUCACCGGAGCAAGAGGAUGAUCCUUGACAGCAUUGGGGUUGGCCUUGUGGGCAGCACAACUCGUGUGUUCAAUAUCGCCCUGCGGUAUUGUCAGCAGCUGUAUGCGUCAAAUGCCGUUAGCUCUGUCUAUGGCAGGAAAGGGUUAAAACUGUCCCCUACACUGGCUGCCUUCACAAAUGGAAUUGCGACUCACUCUAUGGACUUUGAUGACACCUGGCACCCUGCCACUCACCCCUCAGGGGCUGUACUGCCCGCUCUUCUGGCAGCUUCACAGAUGCUACCUCCAAGCUCCAAACCCAAUGGCCUGGACUUCUUGCUAGCAUUUAAUGUGGGCAUUGAGGUGCAAGGAAGGCUCAUGCGUUUCUCCACGGAGGCUCACAAUAUUCCUAAUAGGUUCCAUCCUCCCUCUGUGGUGGGCACCAUGGGCAGCGCAGCUGCCACAGCAAAGCUUCUUUCUCUGAAUGUGACCCAAUGCACCCAUGCCUUAGCAAUUGCUGCCUCCCUGGCAGGGGCACCGAUGGCAAAUGCAGCCACCCAAGCCAAGCCCCUGCAUAUUGGCAAUGCCACCCGCCUGGGGUUGGAAGCGGCGCUUCUGGCUGCCCGGGGAAUGGAGGCCAGCCCCCUCAUUCUGGAUGACAUCCCCGGGUGCUCUGGAUUCAGUGCGUUCUACGGCGACUAUCGGCCCAAACCGCUGCCCCUGCCAGCAAGCAGCCACAAGUUCCUCUUGGAGAAGCAAGACGUCGCUUUCAAACGUUUCCCAGCCCACCUAGGGAUGCACUGGAUUGUGGAUGCUGCCGCAUCAGUCAGGAACCUGCUCAUCAACUAUUCUGGCUCAUUCUCUCCCUCUCUGAUCCGUGCCAUUCUGCUGAGGAUCCCAGUGUCCAAGUACAUCAAUAGGCCCUUUCCAGAAUCUGAGCACCAGGCUCGACACUCCUUCCAGUUCAAUGCCUGCACUGCCCUGCUGGAUGGCGAGGUGUGCCUCAACUCCUUCACUGAUGGCUGCAUCCAUCGGCAGGAGCUGAUGGAGCUGCUGGCCAAGGUGCUGGUAGAGCACCCUGAAGACAACAUAGCCAACUUCGACAAGAUGUAUGGGGAGGUAGCACUGGCUGGAGAUGUGCUGACAGGCAGAUGUGACACUUUCUAUGGGCACUGGAGGAAGCCCCUAAGCAGAGAAUCGCUCCUGAAGAAAUUCCAAUCCAAUGCAUCUCACGUGCUCCCAGAGGACAAGGUGAACAGCAUCAUCACAACAGUGGAAAACCUGGAGAACCUGUCAGACAGCUCCCAGCUGGCCUCCAGCCUGUAAGAACACGAUGUUUGAUGAGUGAAGCAUCAUCGCAUUGGAACAUUAAUUCCCUUCUUUCAAGGACAGAAUCUUUCUAUCAUUCAAAGUGAACUGCAGAGCAAAAAUGAAGUCCAAGCACAGAUUUCAGUGCCUAAUGACCCCAAUAGCCAGGCUGUGAAAGU